This is a messenger RNA of Vanessa tameamea, 5828 nucleotides long. RefSeq names its product Ras-related protein interacting with calmodulin (gene Ric). NCBI's taxonomy places the organism in Eukaryota, Metazoa, Arthropoda, Insecta, Lepidoptera, Nymphalidae. The record is from RefSeq and is a predicted model, not a curated record. Bases 258 to 911 code for a protein of 217 amino acids. Gene Ontology annotation, cellular component: plasma membrane. Gene Ontology annotation, biological process: Ras protein signal transduction. Gene Ontology annotation, molecular function: GDP binding; GTP binding; GTPase activity. The transcript has 5 exons.
AUUGAAAUGUCAAAUUGUCAAUCGAAAUUGCCUUCAAUCAGCUGUCGAUUUAUAAUAUUGGCGUAAUUUUUUUAAAUAAUUUAUAUAUAAAAUAUGUGAUAAAUGGCAUGAAGUACAAGAUAUUUAUUAAUUAAACCAGCACCGUGGUAGUGCUGGGGGUCGGUUUAUGCGGAUGGCGAGCGCGAGGAGCAAGUGGUGCGAGUGACCGCGGCGGGCGCGGCUCACCUGGGCCCCCGGUCGCGCAGGCAUGCAGUGGUAUGGCGGAGGCUGCAGGCACGUCGCGUGGCCUCCGCGUCUACAAGAUUGUAGUACUAGGCGACGGGGGGGUGGGCAAGUCCGCGGUCACACUGCAAUUUGUUAGCCACAGUUUUUUGGACUAUCACGAUCCCACAAUAGAGGACUCAUAUCAGCAACAGGCAGUAAUUGAUGGCGAGCCUGCAUUGUUGGAUAUAUUAGAUACAGCUGGGCAGGUGGAAUUCACUGCGAUGAGGGAACAAUACAUGCGGUGCGGGGAAGGCUUCAUGCUUUGUUAUUCAGUGACCGACCGGCGGUCCUUCCGUGCCGCGGCCGAGUACAAGCGGUUGUUGGCUCAGGCUCGCCCCUCAGAGCGACUGCCGCUGGUGUUGGUGGGAAACAAGUUGGACUUGGCGCCGAGGUUUAGACAAGUAACAACAGAGGAAGGCCAAGCUCUGGCCACGCAGCUGGGCUGUCCAUUCUACGAGACAUCGGCAGCUCUCCGUCACUUCGUGGACGACGCCUUCCACGGGCUUGUUCGGGAAAUACGCCGCCUCGAGAGACAGAGACAGUCGUCGCUGCUGGAGGGCGGCGGGCGCGGGCGGCGGCGCUGGCGGCGCCUGCGCAGCAUCUUCGCGCUCGUGUUCCGACGCCGACGCCGACACGCCACGCCCUGAGAUGCGACGAGAUAGGGUCUCUCCUUUUAUUUACUACGGACAAUACUGCCGUGAACCGAAAAACGAUCCGAUGUAAUGAAAAAAACGUAAUCGUAGCUACCGUACGAACGAUUGUGGAGCUAAAUUAAACAUAUGUCAGAAAUAAAUUAUAUUCUGAGGGUCGUUGUAUUUAAACGGUCGAGAAUCAUUCGGGGGGGAUACCGUAGGGAGAGAUCGGAAAACCUUUAACUGACGAAAUAGAUAGUUUAGGGUCAGGUGUUUAAUCUUCCACUACCUCAAAUGCUUUUUGUUAUUAGUUACUCGUGUCUGUAUCGAUUAGUGGCCACGUUCUCUAUUAUGGUUAACUAAUAUAUCUUGUUUAUAGCUUUACUAAAUUAUUCCAUACUUCGAAAAUCUUGAGAAGCUUAAUAUUGAUACGAAACGUGCCAGAUUUUAUUCUAAGAUGUGAUUCUACCUCUGUCUUACACUAUUGAAUUGUUCAAUCGACGUUCCUCGAUUAAGCCAUACUUAUAUACAAAUAUAAUAGAACCUUUAGUUCUCAUAGGAUGUAAAUUUUUAUUAUACCAAUUAAAAUGUAUAGGCCUAUCUAAUUAUAGUAGGUAUAUAUUCUGUUGACGGUACUUAAAUUUGUUUUUGAGAUACUUUACUACGUCACAACUUGUCUAACUUGUGUUCUGCGGUCUGUUUCAGUCUUCAUGAAUAUGACAUGAUGUUUAGUUACAGUUUUUUUUUUAUUUUAAAUUGUUUGGUACAAUUUAACUGAUUAAAUGACGUUUUCUCUUAAAAGGUGAGAUAAAUGGCGAAGGCACGUAGUAAUUUGUGCGCUUCUAUUGCAUAAACGACAUAGUUUUUUUUUCUUUGACUAUAUUCGAAAUCUGUAGUGAAUAAUAUUUAACGUUCAAUAUUCAAAUUAUUGAAUUAUAAUGCCUAUUGAAAACUGGCCUCAAGUAAUGGAUGUCUUCCGCAAUGGAACCCAAAAGAGCAAUAAUUAAAAAAUGUAGUAUUGUGUCAUCGAAGUUCGAUAGUUCAGUGUUUAGAUAAUAUUUACAUUUUGUCAAGUCAAAUGAUCCGACUCUGGUUAUAUGAAAACCAAUUGCAUUUGUUUCCUGAUAUUAUUAACAUGAUUGAAUAUACUUAUAUACUUUAUCUGUUGAUACUUGAUCUAAUUUGAAUAAAAUAACAGGGUUGCCAGUAUUUAAAGUUUAAUAUAAAAUUAUAUUUUUUUAAUGAAUGCAAAUCAAUUUUGAAUAGAUUAAUAUUAGACAGCUCAUUUGACUUGAACUAUAAUGUUAUUUAAGUAACAGAGUAGCUAUUAAAUGUUGUAUUGUACCCCAAAUCCCUGUAGAGAAGUGUUUACAUCGUCACUAUAUUAUAAGAAAAAUAUUGAGGAAAUAUUGCGGUAAAAGUUUAUUUAUUUAAAAUAUAAAUUUUUAAAGUUUCUUUGUUUAAUCGUUAAUAUUUUGUAGAAUUAAUAGUUUUGGCAACAUUAAUGUCAUAAUAAAAUAGUUUUGUUUAUGAUCAAACCAAUUUAAAGACUAAAUUAGGAAUUGGGUUCUUUUGGUGUUAAAUAUAAUAUAUAAAGCUUGACUUAACGAUAGUUUUGUUAAAUUCAAAACAGAUUAUGCAAAAUCUAUUCGAAAAAAAAACGUAUGUUAAAAUUAUAGUAUUAAAUCGCCCUGGAAUUGAAUAAGUUUAUUAUAAAAGAUAAACCAAUAUCGUCCUCUAUUCUCAUGAAUAAGAAUAAAAGUAAUAUAUCGUAGAUCGUAUUAGAAUCCGCCCAGUGUAUCCAGUUCAUGCCCCAUUCCUUCCAGACUGGUUUAGGAACAUUUAUUUUAAGAUAGAAAAUAUUAAAUAAUCAAUAAUUAAAACGGCACACUAGUGUAAGAAUUGGUCUUGAACCUUUAUUUUAUAAGUGUUGUAAUGAUUGCAAUGUUUUUAUUUAUUUGUUUAGAUUUGACCCUAAAGUACAAUUUAAGUAAAUAUAAUACCACUGUGUCAUUAUAAUCUCCUCGACGGAGACAGCAAUAAGGAGUAAAGUGAAGAAAAAUAUAUUUAUAUGAUAAUUAAUUUAUUUCGUGUGUGUGAUUUUAGUGUUGUGAGCAGACGUUGAUAUUUUAUUAUAAAAAUAGGAUGAUACGCACAAAUUUUAGAGUAGCUGUUAAAGCGAAGGUGGGAGGUUGUUUGUGGAUUGCACCAGGGGAAGAAGAGUUGUUGCAUUUUUGACAUAUAAAAAUAUACAGUGACUAUAUAAAUAGCUCACUCGAAUUAAUUAUGUCAGUAUAAUAUCAUUUGUGGGCAGUAUUGAAAAGCAAACAAUCUUCUGAUCUUGGUAUGAAAGUCUAUACGGUUGGAUUAGUUCCCUCAAUAGCAAGGUGUCAAACUAGAUUAUUAGGUAAUGUUAUUAUUAAGUAAUAUGAGCUUUCUGGCAUUUGAAGCCGUAUAACCCCUUUGAUUAGGGUAACUUUUUCUCUACAUGAAUUGGUUGUUGAUAUUUUUUUUUUAUUAUAUUUAAUGUUGGAUAAUUAGUUGUGAUCUAUUUAGGGUCAAUCAAUUUUUAUUAUGAAAUACAAUUUUAUAAUAUAUCAAAGCAUUUUGAACGACCAACAUGUUGUUUUUUCGUCUAUAAUGUAUAUACAUAUAUACUCCUUAGUUUAUAGAAUGAUGCCAUAAAUCAGAUAUUAAUUGUAUUCAAGUACAAAGAUCCGUUAUACAAUAUUGUUUAGAAGAAUUCACCAAUAAUUUAUCUAGUCAUUAUUAAUUUAGAUAGAAUAUUGUUAUACCUGACCAAACUAGUAAAAGAAAUCUCUGGGUACAUAUACACUGUUUGUUUGAACAGUGUUUAUGCUGAAGUGGAUUUAAGUUAGAUUACUACCUAGACGAUAGGGGGAUAUCUAUAAUAUUACGCUCAAGGAUUUGUCUCUAGAUUUCGCAUUUAGACAUUUAAUUACUCUAAAUAAAACAACUCUUUCCUUGGACAAUUUUAAACUUUAGAAACUGUCAAAAUUUAGGCUCUACUCAAAAUUGGACACCUCAAAAAUACCUCAUGUAUGUACAUAUGAUGGUGGUUAGUGUAAAGUUGGUAUCGUUCAGAAAAUCUAGUUUCUUUUAAAAAAAAAGACAACUUCUUUUUGAAAACUUGUUUUUUUUUUAUUUUCAUCAACUACAUAGUAUUUCCACCAAUUAAUCUUUUUUACCGAUUUUAAUAAAUAUUCUUAUUAAUUAAAUGGCAUAGCACGAAUUAUCUUCGCUACCUUUUUGAAUUAUUCAAAACAAAAACAAAAUAUUACAUAUUUGUUUAUAUAAAUAUCAGUAGCAUGUUUAUUGUAUGUUAUCUGGAUUUGUCAGUAUUACAUUAAGAUUUCUUUUACUAGUUUAUAUUAUUAGUAAGUCACCCUUAUAUGGAACAGUCCUCGUUAUUUACUAGAUUACAGUUAUUUCAAUGCCUAAAUCAUGGUGGUUAUUUUAAAAGGGAAUUAUUUUGAUAUAUAUAUGGUAUUCAUAUUUGGAGUGCGUUACUUUCAAAGGUGGGUUCUAUUUACAACAUCCAAUAAAUCUUAAAUAAAGGAUUUUUAAGUAAUUUAAUUAUUUAUCUUAUAACACUCGCACAUGACGACAGAUAAGAACUUGAUUACUGUUGCUGGAAUUUAAUCUUUUCUGUAAAAAAUAAACAAAUGUUUAAUGUAGAUUAAUUUUAUGACUUAUAGAGCCCUUCCUUAAAAGGAACCCACACCAGACCAGUAUUUUUUUAUGGUACGGUAUUGAAAAUAAAAUGUAUUUGUUAAUCAAGUAAUUUAUUGACGUGCUUAUUAAAAUUUUAUUAUUAUUAUUAUGUUAAUUAGUUGUCGUUCGAUUUUUGAAUUUUAUUUAUUUUUUGUUUUUAUAAUAUAUAAACUUAAAAUAUCUUUACAGUAAUAAAUGUGUCAUAAAGUUUUUAAAACAUAUUUAAUGUAUCAUCUGAAACAGUUUUUCAGGGACCCAGAUUGAUAUGAUGAAAUAAAUUUACAGAUGUAACUAAAACUAUUUAUAUGCCUAAUAAAAUAAACCUAAAUUUAUACAAUUAUGUAAUAAUAGCUAAUAUUAUAUAAAGUAUAUAAAAAGGCGGCUUCAUAUUUUCUUAAAUAUAAAUGACUUAAGUUGUUCGUUAUGCGUUAUACGGAGAGUACUCAGUAAAAACAUUCGCGAACAUUCAUCAUAACAAAUACAUUUUAGAUGAUGAUUAUACUACAUUAUGCCAUGGAACUGAUUGGAGCAUUUCUGCUUACAGUAUUACAUUCAACAUGCGGGUGUAAUAGUUGAAGUUAAUUAAUAUAUGCUACCUAUACCUUAGCUAGUCCUGGUUUGUAUCAAAUUGUUCCGGUUAUUCUGACAAUGCUAUAUUACAAAUACUUGUCUAAAAUUACCACUCAAAUGUUUAAAGUUAUAAGAUUGACAAGACAAAAAUUGCAAUUUUUGUGUUGACGUUACAUGCUCAUUUUUCUGUUAACAUUACAUGCGAAUGUUCUUACUGCGUUUACUUAUCCGUUUCUAUACGUGGGUUUUUUUUUGUAAUAUGUAUUUCAAUGUUCUAGGACAAGAAAUGUUUAAUAAAUCAUGUAAAUCAAGAGAAUUAUGGUACAUUUCUUUAACUUUUCGUCAAUCUACUAACUCUGUACUUUCUCAAUGAGCGUUUUCAUCGAGUCAGUAUAUAUUUGAAAAUGCAAUGAAUUGAGAAAGCAGAUUGGUAAUAAUGAUGGCUUAAAAAAAUUAAAUUCAUACAUUCGACUAAUAUUAGCUUAUCAGGUUUUCUUGAAAAAUGUGUUUUAUCUGCGACAACUUGGAUCUAUGAUGAGAUAUCGGACGAGAAACUGAAAUCGGCUUUCAUGGUUUUAUUUGCAUUUAUCGGCCAUACUGUAUACAUAAAUAGUUUAGUUCAGGACU